Penicillium taxi is the source of this 1431-nucleotide messenger RNA. RefSeq names its product COP9 signalosome complex subunit 1. Gene Ontology annotation, cellular component: COP9 signalosome. Bases 1 to 1431 code for a protein of 476 amino acids. The record is from RefSeq and is a predicted model, not a curated record. NCBI's taxonomy places the organism in Eukaryota, Fungi, Ascomycota, Eurotiomycetes, Eurotiales, Aspergillaceae. The transcript has 3 exons.
AUGUCGAGCGUCCCAGACGCUGAGGUCAUUAUGGCGUCAGACCAGCCCGCGUCUGGUAUCUCGCCGAAACUGGGCCUUCCUGCUUGGAUUCCGUACAAACUUGAGGGUCCUACUCGCUUUUCUCGUCUUCUCUUCAUUGGAUCGGUAUCUUCUGUGCUCGCAACCGAGGCCCUUGUGCUCGCUGUCCAUGAAGCGCUGUCCGGAAAGAACGUUGAGCACUAUGAAAACGCAGUUCGUGCUCUGGCUGAGGUCUCCCCAGAGGAAGAAGGAGCCUCUCUCGAUCCAACUUGGAUCCAGAAAACUCAGAUCUCAGUCAACGCACAGACUGAGCGCCUCGAGCUCGAAUUGAAGGGCUAUAAAAAUAACCUCAUCAAAGAGAGUAUUCGGAUGGGCCACGAGGAUCUCGGCAAUCACUAUUUCCAGACAGGUAACCUGUCUGCUGCCCUUAUCAGGUACUCUCGAAUGCGAGAACACUGCACCACUAUCCGCCAACUUGAUUCUAUGUAUUUUAAGCUCAUCAUCACCAAUAUUGAAGCUGCGGACUGGUCCGGUACUCUCUUGGACAUCGGACGUCUGAAAAGCUCACACACAAAACCGGAAGAAUUGGAGAUCAACUCCAGCAAGCUGUCGAUUGCGCAAGGUUUGGCUCGUAUGAAUUCUGGAGACUAUCAUAAAGCUGCUGAAUCCUUCCUGGACGUCACUGUUCCCGUCGACGACUUCAACAUGGUGGCCUCCGCCAACGAUAUCGCCAUAUAUGGUAGUCUCUGCGCCCUAGCAACAAUGAGUCGUGACGAAAUCAAAACCAAAGUGCUUGAUUCUUCUCAGUUUCAGUCCUUCCUCGAUCUCGAGCCCCAGAUGCGUCGGGCUCUCAACGCCUUCUACAACUCGAAGUUCUAUAUCUGCUUCCGCAUUUUGACCGACCUUCGCACUGAUUUUCUCCUCGAUAUCCACCUCUCUUCACAUCUCAAAGCGCUUUUCGACUUGAUCCGAUUGAAAUCAAUUAAGCAAUACCUGAUUCCUUUCAGCUGUGUCACAUUCAAGAACUUGGCAACGGUGUUUUCGUCUCCCGGGGCCAACAACAAAACGUCCUCCGCCCUGCCAUCCCUCUUCAUCGAGUGUCCCUAUGACAAUGAUGAGAAGUUCCGUAUCUCUUCAACCUUGAUCAAAGAACUCAUUGGACUUAUUGAGAGGAAAGAUAUCAAUUAUCUCAUCAAUAUGGAAACCCAGACGCUGGAUCAUACCCUGAAAGAUCAGCGAUCCGAGUUAAUAAAGGAGUUUAGUGCCGCGUCGGAAAAGCUGCGACAGGAGCUGUACUGGCGUGCAACGGCUGCUCAGGCUUCUAAAAUACAAGCUGGGGGUUACCAGACCUCGUCAGAGGAGCAUGACGAGCCGAUGGAGCGAUUCAAUCCAAGUGCAGAGCUGGGCAUUUAA